ACCUAGGAGACACCCCCGAGGCAUGCAAAAGCUUUGCCCAGGAAAUACUCCUAUCUUGAGGUUGACGAAGCGUGCUCCUUAACAUUCUCAUUCCUCCACCAACCACGGUCUACCUCCCAGCCAUGGCGACCGUGGCCUUCUGCUCCGCGCCUAGCGUUUCCGCAAGCCUCGCGCUCUCGCGGAGGGGGAAUGACGCCGGAGCGCAGCAGAGGCUGGCGCUAAGCAGCGCGGGCGUGCGAAACGGCGCGCUCGGCGUGGCUGCUCUGCGGAAGCAGUGCCGUCACAAUGGCGCGAACGCUGUCCGCCAGCCAGUGCACGCCAGGGCGAGCGGAAAGCCCUCCUCAUCUGCAGAGCCGUCCGAUGCGUCCAGCGUGGCAUCAACGGUGGCAGGGAAGGCCGUCGCCGCGGUGCUAGCUGCUAUCCAGGUGCUGGCGCCAGUAUCAGCCGCGUUCGUCCCCCUCCUGGCGCAGCCUCCCCCGGCGGAAGCGAUACUGCUGUCCCCGGACACCAAGGUUCCGCGCAAUGCUGACGUGGCACUCCGCCGCGCCGUGCCAGUUGUCAACGACGCGGUCAGGAAGAUCCAGGAUGAGUUGGAGGAGAUUUCGACUCUCAUGCGCAUCCCUCAGAAGAAGCCGUACAAGACAAUGCAGGCCAACGUGACCAAGGCCGUCAAGUUGGCAGAAGCCAAUCAGGCAGCGAUUUUAGAUGCUGUGCCAGUGGCUGACAAGGGGAGGGCAGAGGCCAUCUACAACGACCUGGUUAACUCCAAGGCUGGUUUCCCCGGGCUGCUAGCAGCAAUCGAGGACAAGGACCCGGACCGUGUCUCGAUCCGCCUGGCCUCGUCUCUCAACAGCAUUGCCAGCCUCUCUCUGCUCCAAGCCACGGGCCUCCAGUUCCUCAUCCCCGCUCAAUACGCCAGCCUCCCCAGGCUGACAGGGCGAGCAACAGUGGAGUUUGCAGUGCUCAAAGCGGAUGGCUCCUACUUCGCCCUCGAUAACGGAGCAACCUCUGCGCUCACGGGUGUGCUACAGGUGGUGCUUGAUGGUUACUCUGCUCCUCUUACAGCCGGAAACUUCGCACAGCUGGUAUCUCGCCGUGCCUAUGACGGCGUGGCAGUGAAGGCAACGGACCUGGCUGUGCUAUCCGACGCUCGAGAUCCCUCUGCCGGCCGGGACGUGCCCCUUGAGAUCAUGCCAGCUGGCGAGUUCCAACCCAUCUACCGCACGCCGCUGGAUGUUCAGGACGGGGAGCUCCCAGUGCUGCCCAUGUCGGUGUUUGGGGCUAUGGUCAUGGCACACUCCCCUGAGAGCGACUCCUUCAGCCACCCCUCGCAGUUCUUCCUCUACAAAUACGACAAGAGACGGUCUGGAUUGGGAGGCCUUGCCUUUGACGAAGGCCAGUUCUCUGUCUUCGGGUAUGUGACUAAAGGGAGGGAUGUUCUCGCACAGCUUCGCACUGGCGAUGUGAUUCAAUCAGCUCGUAUCGUGUCAGGGGCCGAUAGGCUAGUUGUCCCAAAUGUGUGAUAGGCUUUUCCUUGCUGUAACCGCUUCAUUAGAGUCCUAGUAAACAAGCUCAGAUCAAUAAAACCGUUCUAUAUAUUGUACAAUUCACUCACUCAUUGUAA
Messenger RNA from Closterium sp. NIES-67, 1624 nucleotides. Lineage: Eukaryota; Viridiplantae; Streptophyta; Zygnematophyceae; Desmidiales; Closteriaceae. The record is from the annotation of a GenBank genome assembly.